AUGUCUGGCGUGUCCCGCUGGGAGCCUCCCGUGGGCACCGACGUCGACAAGCUCAAGUCGUACCUAGCCACCCACCACAAGACGUCGAAGCCCUCGUCCGACGUGCCCCAGAUCCCCAAGCCCAAGGAACAGGCUGGCGGCGCCUCCGGUGUGGGCGAGUCCAAGAUCCGUGCCGCCCACCUCCUCGUCAAGCAUCGCGACAGCCGCCGUCCGUCCAGCCGUCGCCAGGCUCAGAUCACCAGGACCAAGGAGGAUGCCCUUGAGGAGCUCAGGGGUCAUGAGCGUCGCAUCAGGGACGAGAAUGACCCUGCCACCCUGGGUUCUCUGGCUUUCGAGUUCUCCGACUGCUCGUCUUACUCCAAAUCAGGAGACCUGGGCUUCUUCAGUCGUGGCAUGAUGCAAAAGGAGUUUGAGGAUGCUGCUUUUGCCCUAGCUGUCGGCGAGAUGACGGGGCCUGUCGAGACGGCCAGUGGCGUCCAUCUCAUCCAGAGGUAA
This is a messenger RNA of Geosmithia morbida, 495 nucleotides long. Its product is annotated as peptidyl-prolyl cis-trans isomerase NIMA-interacting 1. The record is from RefSeq and is a predicted model, not a curated record. Gene Ontology annotation, cellular component: cytosol; nucleus. Lineage: Eukaryota; Fungi; Ascomycota; Sordariomycetes; Hypocreales; Bionectriaceae. The transcript is spliced from 2 exons. Gene Ontology annotation, molecular function: peptidyl-prolyl cis-trans isomerase activity. The coding region runs from base 1 to 495 and encodes 164 amino acids.